AUGUCUGGUUUGAAGCGUAAAUCGUCACGCCCCGCACACCACUCUAACAAUUCCGCCAGCGCCUUCAUCAAUCCAUGGCCAUCCGCAGGGACGCCAACAUGGGCCGAACUGUUUCAAUCGUCCUUCCCACUUGGAUGGUACUCUGAUGAGCUCAGUGGUCAUCAAAGAGCCCGACAACUCAACGUCAUCACUCCAGACUGGGGUAAGGCGGAUCUGGGAAGGAGGAAUCUUGACAAGUCCAGUUGUAUCGUCGGAACUUGGUUAGGCCAUGCAAGCGCCCUGGUGGAGCUGCCACCUCUCGAUAAUCCCGAGCACAAGAGCACAUGGCUUCUUUUCGAUCCUAUCUUUUCCAUGCGAGCAGGACCGACACAGAAUAGCGGUGUCGCACGGUUCAAGCAAGCUCCUUGUCAGGCCGGGGACCUACCAGGUUGCGAUGCAGUCUUUAUUUCCCACAAUCAUUACGACCAUCUGGACGCUGCUUCAAUCAAGGCGAUUGUGAAGAAGUUUCCCCAGGCAAAGUUUUUUGUCGGACUUGGCAUCGGACAAUGGAUGUCAUCUAUUGGGGUUUCAGGGGCACAAAUCUGCGAGAUGGACUGGUGGCAAAACCGCGAGUACAGUCUUGAAGACUUCGGUGUCCAGCCACUGCUAGCGUCGACCGAUCAAGUCGUUUUCAGAUUCUCAUGUGUGCCCGCCCAGCAUAACUCUGCACGGAGUCCCGUCGACCAGGGGCGUACGCUCUGGUGUGGCUGGGUCGUCGAACGUUUUCUUCGCUCACAGGACGAAUCAAGCGAAUCCAAGGUGGCCCGACGAGGGGCCAUCUAUCAUGCCGGUGAUACAGGCUAUCGCAGGACAUCAAGAUCGGACGUUGUCUGUCCCGUUUUCAGAGAAGUUGGGGAGGAAUUCGGCCCUGUCGAUCUUUCAUUCAUUCCUAUAUGGCGCGGUGGAACUCUAGGGUUCUUUUCCUACAUGGGGCUGCGACUGUCGCAUCACGACAUACCCGCAGCAUUCCAUGCUUCUCCAGCUGAUGCCAUUGCGAUCCAUCUUGACGUCCAGUCACGUAACAGCGUUGGAAUUCAUUUUGGGACAUUUGUUGGUUCAGAGAGCGAGACUUACGAAGCCACCAUCGAGUUCGCUGAAGCGUGCGAGAAUCGAUCUGUCGAAAGCCUGGACAGUCAAAGCGAGGGUGGCAAUGGGCGUGCAGGAUUACUGGACAUUGGCGACAGCCUGGCCGUACAAAUUUCUUAA
Molecule: messenger RNA, 1245 nt
Organism: Cladophialophora psammophila CBS 110553
Lineage: Eukaryota; Fungi; Ascomycota; Eurotiomycetes; Chaetothyriales; Herpotrichiellaceae
Exons: 1
Coding region: 1-1245 (414 amino acids)
Biological process (GO): N-acylethanolamine metabolic process; N-acylphosphatidylethanolamine metabolic process
Cellular component (GO): cytoplasm; membrane-bounded organelle
Molecular function (GO): zinc ion binding; N-acylphosphatidylethanolamine-specific phospholipase D activity
Source: RefSeq, a predicted model, not a curated record